CAGCCGUCUGCGCAGUGCCUCGCCGCGUCACCGUCCAUCUAUUACGAACUUUUUUCACACCACCUCCGAAGCAAAGACAUUCAAAAUAAUAAAAAAACUCGUGAAAGUGUCAAAGUGUAAAGUUCCCGUGUGUUAAUGUUAAAAGCUAGUGACGAGUUGCAGUAAAAGUUCGAAUUGUUGGAUGUACUGAAUUUUUCAAGAAUAUUUUGUGCUUUUUUUAUUUUUGUUUUGGGGGCAGUGAUGUACAUUGAUAACUAUAUACAUUGACGUUGUAACGUUUGUUAUACAAGUUUAAUGGUAUGCCACAAACACUAGUGAUGUGACGUACAUAAUGUCUGAACGCGUCACAGUGACGCCCGCGCGGACUUUUAAGAACCAAUAGUGAAGUGCGUGUACCGAUAGAUUGUAAUCGAUACGUUAAUCGAUCGUGUUGUGAGAAUCGAUCCCGAAUGAACACCCUGAUGCUCACAACCGGCGGAGCGGUGGACGAUCAACCCUGUGACAACAAUAUGGCGUUCUCCUCUUACAAUAUAAUGGAUACCGGAGGAGCGGGCAUAGCAGAAUCCCCCCCUACUUACCACCGUACUUACGAACAAUAUGUGCAAGGCGCCGUCGAGAACAGUACCGACUCUGUGCAAGAACAAACCAGCCCUGAACUUGUUGUAUGGCAUACUCUACCUUACGGCUUAGAAUAUAGAGGUCAAUAUGAUUACCGAAGCCCUUACGAUACUGGUCGAGAUUAUUCUACGCAGCAAUACGCUAGAGCCCCAUUUACCACGAAAAUGGGUCAGGCUAAAGCAUUAAAGGAGGCUAGGAUAAGGAGGCCGAUGAACGCUUUCAUGGUAUGGGCGAAGGUCGAGAGGAAGAAGCUGGCUGAUGAGAAUCCGGACCUGCAUAACGCCGAUUUGAGUAAAAUGCUAGGUAAAAAGUGGCGUUCGCUGACUCCGCAAGACAGGCGGCCGUUCGUGGAGGAAGCGGAGCGGCUGCGGGUCAUCCACAUGACGGAGCACCCCAAUUACAAGUACCGGCCGCGGCGGCGGAAGCAGAACAAGACGCGGCCCAACCAGCCAAGCCAGGGAGCCAGCGCGCCUCCCGCCGCCGCCGCGCUCGGCUCGCCCUACGCCGCCGGCACCGACUCGCCCGACGCGCGCUUCAGCCACAACCCCGGCGCCGGCUUCUCGCCUUACCGCACCUCGCCCCUCGCCUCCGAUUUCCAAAAUAACCAACAAUUCAACGGACACGUUCAGACUCCGGAAUCCUCUCCCGCGAGGUCUCCUGAACCUCAGGGACGAAGGAGCGCCCCUGCUGAAGCUCCUCUGCCUACACCUGACGCAUCUCCUGUAGAAAAUGAAAAGGAAAACUUCCAGUAUGAAGAGAGGAGGCGAGCGAUCAACGCCUCCUCGAUGUCAGACUCGUACUCACCAUACAAAACUUAUAGGACGCCAGGAUCGUUCUCGCCGGCGCCCGUCGCCGCCAUGGGCAUGGCUAACGGGAUGUACGUCAUGUGCACGCAGAGGACUCUGACUGAGCAACCACCGCUGGUAACAGGGACGUUCUUCCCGCCCGUUGCCACCUCGCAGGACCAACAAGCUCUCGGCACUUCCACGCCAAGAGUCUCCAACGCCCCCAGUGGCCCGAUGCCCACGGAAUAUACUAUUCAAUAUCAUCCUUUCGAGCAAUACGAACAGAUGUAUAAAACUGAGGACUCGUACGUGUCUCAUUAUCCUGACCAGCCUAAAACCGAGUACGACACGGGUGGCAGUUACUUCUCUGAGGAACCGCCGUCGAACCAGCAGCAAGAAGGAGAACAAAACUUCAUGAACCAACGCUCGGAGAUCAGGACGGGCUCGCCCGAGUCUGACGUGGAUGCUCGGGAGUUUGAUAAAUACUUGGACUACGGGGCUGAGGGGCCGAUGGAGCAGCAUCAGCAGCAGCAACAGUACCGGUAUGAGCAGCAGCAGAACUACAGGCCUCCGUACUGCCCGGACCAGGCGCCUGGUCCUGACUACUGCCCCGAGAGGAUGUAUGCCUCUCCUUACGCGUCCGUGAUCGCGGGAGCACCGCCCGCUAACUACGCGCCCAGCGCCGCCGGGUCUGACGUCAGACCCGAGGACGAGUUCAGCGUCAUCCUGGCCGGGGUGCGGCAGACUUGCUACAGCAAUUGACUAGACAGGACUGAUACGGGGUAGCAAAUGGACUCUUCCUAAACUAUAGCCCAAAGAGUUGACUCCCUUCCAAAUGUUACGGAUUCUACGAUGACAAAGUUUCUACUGCGGAUAUAGUGAUAUUGUUAGAAAUUGUUCUACUAAAAUAAGACACAAAAUGUAUGUUUUACAUUAGACAUUGACAUAAAUUAUACCGCGACGACAAAGUGAUGUAACUCAGAUUUAAAUAUAUUUUUAACUAGCUCGCGACUUAGCGCUUUUUGUAAUUUGUGUAAAACUUUUCAAUUAUUUAUUACCCUGUGAAUAAAUUAAAAAGGAGAGUAACAUAUUUUAAGUGAAUUUAUACGAUUUUAGGACAAUAAAAAAUGUUAUGAUUAAUUAUAAAAGCGAUACGGCUUGUACUCACGUGUUAUGUUCCAAAUUGUUUCUGCCUUGACUUGUAUUAAGAGAAGUUAGCGGCAGUAAUGUGUCUCAGCGACUGUUAUCUAGUAAGUCGAAACUAUAUAAAAUAAAUAAUUAUAAUGUUAAUAUGAAUUGGUGCUAUGUGAAGAGGUCCUAAAAUAUUUUUUGUACGUCCAAAUCCGUAUACCAUAGAGGUAGCGAAUAAUUGCGAUUCCUAUGUAAAAGAUUAUUUAUUUGUAACUAUUUUUGUAUAUUUCGUAGAUAAAAACUAAAACGAGCGUCGAAUUAAAUGAAAUAUAGUUCUUCCAAUAAGUCUGUAGAUAUAUAAUUUAAGUCCUAUUUUUAUAUCGUUUUAAAAUUAUAGAACUACUGUUUUUCUGUAUAAACUGUUAGAAUAUUUUUAAUAAAGAAAUAUCUCAUAGGUUAUAAUUAUUUGUACUAAAACUAUAACUAGUUAAAUUGUUUUUAGUUUACUGCAAUUCUUUAGUUUAGUAAUGAAACACUCGCACUGCGAAACUAAGUUCUUCCUAAUUGUAAGAAAAUUUAUAAGGAACAAUAAAAUUUUAUUCAUAUGCA
Molecule: messenger RNA, 3143 nt
Organism: Helicoverpa zea (corn earworm)
Lineage: Eukaryota; Metazoa; Arthropoda; Insecta; Lepidoptera; Noctuidae
Gene: Sox15
Product: putative transcription factor SOX-15
Exons: 4
Coding region: 450-2165 (571 amino acids)
Biological process (GO): regulation of DNA-templated transcription; anatomical structure morphogenesis; cell differentiation
Molecular function (GO): DNA-binding transcription factor activity, RNA polymerase II-specific; RNA polymerase II cis-regulatory region sequence-specific DNA binding
Source: RefSeq, a predicted model, not a curated record